AUGCCACCGAGUCUCCCCAACUGGGACUCGGUGGGCGUCUUUUAUGUUACUUUCUGUGCGGUAUGGACCACGCUUGUCUUUUCCGGCAUGGCAUUUUGCCUGGCCAACCGUCACAAUCCCAUCCUCAGACUACGAGGCAUGCCACUCUCCUUCUCUGCCAUUGCGUUUCUUCACUGCUACUGGGUACUCGGGCAGAUUGUGUAUCCCAUCGGGGCUACAGUGCCGACAGUCCUGGCGUAUGACAUUCAAUAUUUCUUCAUGGGCAUUUGGUUCCCGCUUGGUAUCGCUCUUUUCCAGGCUUCUAAUGCUCGGUUUCUUCAUAUUGCAAAACUGCAGAAGCAGUUUACCAGUCCUCAUCUGCGGGCCAGCUUGGGGUGCAAUGGGUCCCACAGUUCGUGGCUGUGUCGACUAAGGAACAUGAACUAUACAAAGAGGAUAAUGAUCUUCAUUGGUUUCGGGAUGAUCUUCCAGGUUCUCCUUACUGUUGGUAUGUGGCUUGCCUGCCGCAAGUACCAUCCCACGUUCGGUAUUCCUGGCACCGAGAUCCGUGGGGCGACGGUGCUAGAGCAGUUGAUCGAUCUGGGUCGAGGUUGGGAAUGGUGGCCAUCUGUUCUCUGGCAGGUCAUCUGGACUUGGAUCGUCGCUCCUAUUCUCAUCUGGCGCGCUUGGGGUAUUCGUGAUACUAUGGGAUGGCGGACGCAGACUAUUGGGUGCUGCAUCUCCAACCUGCAUGCUACGCCCAUGUUCCUGAUUGCAAGCUACGUGCCUGCUUUCAGCAAGGUCAACAUGUACUUUGCUCCAAGUCAAUGGAUCCAUCUAUCCGUCUUCAUGUUUGAGAUCUUCACCAUCUUUGUCCCUGCAUGCCAGGUCAUCCAGCAAUGGGCGCAGGCCAAGCGAGCCGCCGCGCACAAUGCCAAGUGGGAGACCGACUCGCAGAUCACGACCCUCAGGACGUCCCACUCUACUGAGCGCAAACACUCUCCCUCUCAGAGCAUCACUGAGAAGAGUCAGACAAUUGACUAUGCUGACUCGGCCGCGGGAGACCGGCUGUAUACCAUGAGUGCACUAAACCAAGUUCUCGAUGACAACCCCGGCCCGCUGCAGGACUUCUCGGCCUUGAGUGAUUUCUCUGGAGAGAAUAUCGCUUUUCUUACUCGCCUUGCAAGGUGGAAGGCUUCUUGGUAUGCGGAGCCCUCCAAGGAGCAGACUCUCGAGGCGUACAACCGGGCUCUCGAGCUUUACGCCGACUUUAUUAGCCCUCGCGACGCAGAGUUCCCUCUGAACCUGUCAUCACCCGAUCUCAAGUACCUUGAGGAAAUCUUUGAAAAGGCAACUCGAAUUCUCUGCGGUGAGGCCCGAGUCGACCCCGCUCUACCCUUCGAGAUGCCUUCUUCCGCAGGAACAGGAUCAAGCCGUUCACCAACACUCACAAACAGAGCUCGCUACACAGGCGAUAUCCCCGACACCUUUGGUCCCACAGUUUUUGACGCUGCACAGAGCCACGUCAAAUAUCUCGUUCUGACAAACACGUGGCCCAAGUUUGUCAAGGAGAUGCAGUCCCGAAGACGGUCCAGCGAGACUGCACGGAGUGGCUUCUCUGAUGAGUCUGAUGUGACUCUUACGAGCCGCGUGUCUAACAAGGUUGCUACCUUUGUUCGUUCUUUGGUUUAA
This is a messenger RNA of Fusarium vanettenii 77-13-4, 1671 nucleotides long. RefSeq lists its product as uncharacterized. Bases 1 to 1671 code for a protein of 556 amino acids. The record is from RefSeq and is a predicted model, not a curated record. The transcript is spliced from 5 exons. Lineage: Eukaryota; Fungi; Ascomycota; Sordariomycetes; Hypocreales; Nectriaceae.